Messenger RNA from Striga asiatica, 657 nucleotides. The record is from the annotation of a GenBank genome assembly. Lineage: Eukaryota; Viridiplantae; Streptophyta; Magnoliopsida; Lamiales; Orobanchaceae.
AUGGCGAUUGAUGCACUAGCCAUUAUUGUGAACUCGUCUUUGCCCCAAUUUGAAAUCCAGUCCGUCACCCUUAUGACAUGCUUCUCUGUGCCCAAAUGGUACGCCAGACAAUACGCUUGGAAACCAGAAUACACAAAACCUAUAACACUACCGAAUCACAAAACCAAACAGAGCAAAUUAUUACCUGUACUCGAGAUACCGUUCGAACGAAUCUCCACUCCACCCCUGAGUCUUGUCGGCCGCCAUAACCGAAAACGAAACCAAACAAGCCAUCACCUCAAACACCCUGAGCACCAGCGCCACCUUUUUCACCGCCACAUUCCUCUCCGACCGCCUCAAUAUGUCUGCCACCGCUGCCUCCCUCGACUGACCCUCCCCGCCACCCCCAUACCCUUCCUCCAGCCGGCCGCCGCCGCCCCAAACCGCGCCCACCUUCCUCACCGCCGCCGGCGGCUCCUCCCUCACCAACCUAUUAACCCCGAGCACCACCGCCGAGUUCUUCUCCGGAAAAUCGGCGGAGUUCCCCGACGGCAGCUUCUCCGAGUGGGGCCACGGACGCCAGCCCUUGACCCUACCGGCGGCGGCAGUGGGGCUCGCCGGCGGGUUGGGCUUAUCCGGAGACGGCCCCGGGGAGUAGAACCUGUCGGCCACUGCUAG